AUGAAAUUUGAUCGUUUUCUCUGCGAAUCCGCUGAACUUGCUGCUUCUGCUAUAGCCACUGCCAACAUUCAACUUAAAAUUGCAGCAAUAAUUACGUAUGCAAUUGCAACACCUGAUCGUGUGAUUGUUGGUGUAAAACAAGAAAAAUUUGGAAAACAAGAUGAAAACGAUGCUGAUUUUAACCACAAUAAGAUAAAAAUAUUAUUUAAGUCUGUUGUUAGCGCAAUUAAUAAAACAAUGGCUUUAAACAAAGCUAAAAAGUCUUUAAUUUCAUUUUCUGGACUUAAGAAAAAUUUAGGAGAAAUUUUUGUUGAUUUAGAAGGAGGAAAAUCACUAGAUUUAUUUAAAAACGACGUGGAAAUCAAAUCAUUGGCAUUGAAGUUCUUGCGUUUAACAAAGUUAAAUAUCACAAUAUCAUGUUGUAAAAAUUUAUCUUUGUUAUUGGUAGAUUUAAUGAGUGACAAUUCUAUUAAAUACUAUGAAACUACUGGAAAAGACUAUGUCGCUUCAAUAAUUAAUUAUAAUGAUGAAUAA
Messenger RNA from Strongyloides ratti, 534 nucleotides. RefSeq lists its product as hypothetical. Lineage: Eukaryota; Metazoa; Nematoda; Chromadorea; Rhabditida; Strongyloididae. Bases 1 to 534 code for a protein of 177 amino acids. The record is from RefSeq and is a predicted model, not a curated record. The transcript has 3 exons.